CCCUGAAUCCAGCACUAUCGGUAGCGUCCGGUUGGGACAUGGUGGUAGCAUCACACCAGCGUAUGAAUGGGCUUGUGUUGGGCCUCCAGUGAGCUUUGCGCCCCGGGGAGCGCACACAUAAUAUUUUGGCAACAUUGUGAUUUUUUGGUUACUAUCAACCUCAAAUCUCUCCCCCUGCCCCACUUCUCCAUAGGGCUUCAGAGCUAAGGUAGCUUAGCACCAUACACUCGACUUUAACGUUAUGCUAACCGUGAUUAGCUAGCUAGCUAGCUAGCCGCUAGCAGCUUUUGUUAAUGUUGGGAUAGUUGAUCUAAAUGGGACGGAAAAUAAGACAUUCACACUUUCAACAAAGUUUACAGCGUGUGUGAUAGUUUGUUUAGAGUAAAGAGUUUCAAAAUGGAUCUUAAUUUUUACUCUGACCUGUCGGACGGUUGUGCUCAAAAUGUUGAUUCUGAGUUUUUGGACACCCAAGCUUAUGGGGGAUACUCAGAGGAAAAUAAGUUUCCAGAAGGCAGCGACAGCUAUCUCACCAUCAAUGGGGCAGGCCACCCUUUCUUGUCCGCUGAGCAGACAUUCCAUACUCCCAGUCUCGGGGAUGAGGUUUUUGAGAUUCCCCCCAUCUCCCUUGAUCCAGACCCGACUCUAAGCAUCAGUGAUGCAGUGUCCCACUUUGAGUUGACUGAUGGGUCAGACGGCACCGGGGGACCUUCGGCCUCCCGUAGCCUAGUCAGCAACCUGGUGGUUGAGGCCAAUGACCCUUCCUUCGCCUCCACCUUUGUGAACUCUGGGUCUCAAGGCCUGGAGCAGCUGAACUUGGGCGGAAUGGGCCAGACUGGAGGGGGAGCCCUGCUGAGCUCCUCUGCACUGGAACUGGGGAACUCCAGUGGUUCCCAUUUCAGCAGUUCGUCCCCAAUGACCAUUGAUGUCCAGCUUGGAGACAUCGGUCAUGGUCUUUUGGGAAGCAGUCACCUGUCCACUAUAAACCAGACUGAGCUGGCGAUGGGUCUUGGGGGUGAAAACAUUAGGCAUCAUUCAGAGACACCUGAGCAGCCACUGUCUGCAACGCCAUCACCAGCUGGCUCCCUCCAGGAUGAAGACAUGGAUGACUUCAAGAGGAGUGUGCUGGUCGACUCCCCGAUGUCUCUCUCCUCUUCCUCUGCCCUCUCCCACAUGUCCUCCCACCCACUCCAUACGUCUUCUGUGUCUCCGGCUACGGCCAGGAGGGGCGGGGGUAAGCCGGCGGCACUGGCCUCAGUGACUGGGGCGGUGGGCGCUAAGAAAGGAAGGAAGAAGAAAGACCCGAACGAACCACAGAAGCCCGUUUCAGCGUACGCCCUGUUCUUCAGAGACACCCAGGCAGCCAUUAAGGGCCAGAACCCCAACGCCUCUUUUGGGGAGGUGUCAAAGAUAGUGGCCUCUAUGUGGGACAGCCUGGCUGAGGAACAGAAACAGGUGUAUAAGAGAAAGACAGAAGCAGCCAAAAGGGAGUAUUUGAAAGCACUGGCAGCUUAUAGAGCCAACCAGCUCUCACAGCCUGUCACUGAGGAGAUGGAGACCGCGCCUUCACCACCUCCACCGGUGGUCAAAACGGCACCUGCAGCCCUCCUCUCUGCUGGUCAACAGGCCAUCCGCCCAGCUAACAACAGCCUGGAAGAGAACACCAUCACCAACAUUUGUGCCUCCAACAUCAUCCUGGACGUCCCGGAGAUGACCACACGAUCCCGCACGGGGGCAAACAAAGCUACUUCUCCAGCAGCUGCAGUACCCCCGGCCCAGACCAUCACCAAGAUCAUAAUCCCAAAGCACAUGUUGCAGGCGGGGGGCCAGGUGGUGACUGUGUUGCCUGGAGGGGUCCGCACUUUGCAGCCUACGCUGGUAGUGUCGGGCGCCUCUCGUCAGCCACCUCCGCUGCAGCAGAUGCAGAAUGCACCACCUCCACCACGGCUACAGCAAAUGGCGCCAGCACCUCCACCCUUACAGGCCAAGCCCCGCGAGGGGACCACCAUGCCAGGUUUCCCUGUGUCCGUCAUGGCUACACCGCCUCCUCCACUCCAGAUAAAAAUAGUCCCUGCCCCCUUGCAGGGCAAAGACACCCUGCCAAUUAUUGUCCCCAAUACAGUGGCUGUGUCAUCUACUGCGCCCACAUCUGCCCAGUCUGCAUCCCUGGUGUCAGUGCAGGUGGUGAACUCUGACACACCGGGCAAUACAGACGAGGAUGAAGUUACAGAAGUGCUGCCUUCAGAAGAGGAUGAGAUGGAGGUGAAUGGGUCCAGUGAUUCUACAACUAUGAGGAGUGUGUGCGUGAGGGUGGGCUGCAACAACCCGGCCGUAGAGAGUGACGACUGGGACAGAGAAUACUGCAGCAACGAAUGUGUGGCCACUCACUGCAGAGAUAUAUUCAGGGCGUGGUGCUCAAUCAAGAAUCAGACGAUGGCAACAGUGAAAUAAAUAGCAGCCGCUACCAAUCGCAUCAGCAGAACACUUUCACUAAGCUCGAGUGUUAAUGGUUGAAGGACAGAUGCAGAACUGGUGCAGUAGAAACGUCAAAAGUGGAUUUCAGCGCAGUGUCGUAGUUCCCUCGUUUUGUACAUGUACUGUAGAUUUAACAGUUGCUGUUCAGGACAGACUAUUCUCAAGUGUUACAUUUGAUUAUGUAUACAGCUUUUAGUCAGGCAUCAAGGAACUUUAAGGCAGCUAGAGAAGAGAUCAGCACAAUUAAGUAUUAAGUUGGUCAAGAUAAUGGUGUUCUUAGAUUUUUUUUCUAAAGCCCACACAGGUCAGUUUAUAUUUGUUGUUGUUGGAAAAGUGUUCACAAAACGCUCUAACAAAAAGGAUCAACAUUUCAACCUUUUUACAGCAGUUUGAGACAUAAUUGUACAGUUCUCACUGUUUGAUUCGUAAUUCAUGCUCUGAAGUGUUCUGGUGUUUGAGAGAAACAACUCCAGUGUUUCUGUAUUUAGCUGAAAAGUGGAGUGGAGAAACACUUUGUAUCAGUGUAUACCUUGUUUUUGUACUGCGGCACUUCAGUGGCCUUCUAGGUUUAAUAUUGCCUUCAUUUUUUUGUAAAACAUUCUGUUGAGAUCAUUGUCAGCUGUUUAAAAGAAAUGCUCAACUUUAAUGUUUUCUUAAUAAAUGAGCAUUUUGCUCAAUCAA
Messenger RNA from Dicentrarchus labrax (European seabass), 3153 nucleotides. RefSeq names its product TOX high mobility group box family member 4 a (gene tox4a). Gene Ontology annotation, cellular component: nucleus. The record is from RefSeq and is a predicted model, not a curated record. Gene Ontology annotation, molecular function: chromatin DNA binding. Bases 397 to 2448 code for a protein of 683 amino acids. NCBI's taxonomy places the organism in Eukaryota, Metazoa, Chordata, Actinopteri, Moronidae. Gene Ontology annotation, biological process: regulation of transcription by RNA polymerase II. The transcript is spliced from 9 exons.